CCCCCCCCGCGGCCUGCCCCGCCCCUGGGCCCCGCUCUCCGCGCAGCCCCGAGAUACUCAUAACUCAAGGAUUUGUCAGCUUGUGCUGUCUGAUGACUCUUAUGACGAAUACAUUGUGGUCAUUAUAUUGGUGACUUGAGUAGAAGUUGUGCAAGAAAAGGAGACAGAAGUCAGAUGAAUUCAAAGGAGUGAUAAAGUGUGGCGGAAAAAGAGAAGCUGUGGUUGCUUUCCUGGUCCGCAGUUUGGCGGGGCACUAAGAUGUCUGUGGACAUGAACAGCCAGGGCUCUGACAGCAAUGAAGAGGAUUAUGACCCUAACUGCGAGGAGGAGGAAGAGGAUGAGGAUCCUGGGGAUAUUGAGGAUUAUUAUAUUGGGGUAGCUAAUGAUGUGGAGCAGCAGGGAGCAGAUGCCUUUGAUCCAGAAGAAUAUCAGUUUACCUGCCUGACUUACAAGGAGUCGGAGAGCACCUUGAACGAGCACAUGGUCAGCUUGGCCUCCACAUUAAAGGUGUCUCAUGCAGUUGCUAAGCUUGUAUUAGUUAGUUUCCACUGGCAAGUCUCAGAGAUUUUGGAAAGGCACAAGUCCAAUUCUGCCCAGUUGCUAGUGGAAGCACGAGUUCAACCCACCUCAUCUAAACAUACAAUGGUACAUUCCUCCCAUCACUGUGCAGUGUGUAUGCAGUUUGUGCGAAAGGAGAACUUACUCUCUCUGGCUUGUCAGCACCAGUUUUGCCGUAGCUGCUGGGAGCAGCAUUGUACAGUACUCGUCAAGGAUGGUGUCGGAGUUGGGGUCUCCUGCAUGGCUCAGGACUGUCCACUUCGGACACCAGAAGACUUUGUGUUUCCACUGCUGCCUAGCGAGGAGCUGAAAGACAAAUAUCGGCGCUACCUUUUCAGGGAUUACGUGGAGAGCCAUUACCAGCUGCAGCUGUGUCCUGGUGCAGACUGCCCCAUGGUCAUACAGGUACAGGAGCCCAAAGCUCGACGAGUGCAGUGCAAUCGAUGCAAUGAAGUUUUCUGUUUCAAGUGUCGGCAGAUGUACCACGCGCCCACAGACUGUGCCACCAUCCGGAAAUGGCUCACCAAGUGUGCAGACGACUCUGAAACAGCCAACUACAUCAGUGCUCACACUAAAGAUUGUCCCAAGUGCAAUAUCUGCAUUGAAAAGAAUGGAGGCUGCAAUCACAUGCAAUGCUCCAAAUGCAAGCACGACUUCUGCUGGAUGUGUCUGGGGGACUGGAAGACCCACGGUAGCGAGUACUACGAAUGCAGUCGGUACAAAGAGAAUCCUGAUAUUGUAAACCAGAGUCAGCAAGCACAGGCCAGGGAGGCCCUUAAGAAGUACUUGUUCUAUUUUGAGCGGUGGGAGAACCACAAUAAAAGCUUGCAGUUAGAGGCACAGACAUACCAGCGAAUUCAGGAGAAGAUCCAGGAAAGGGUGAUGAACAACCUGGGAACAUGGAUAGACUGGCAGUACCUGCAGAACGCUGCAAAGCUGCUUGCAAAGUGUCGUUACACCCUGCAGUACACAUAUCCGUAUGCCUACUACAUGGAGUCUGGCCCCAGGAAGAAAUUGUUUGAAUACCAGCAGGCUCAGUUGGAAGCUGAAAUAGAAAACCUCUCCUGGAAGGUGGAACGAGCGGACAGCUAUGACAGAGGGGACUUAGAGAAUCAAAUGCAUAUAGCAGAACAGAGGAGGAGGACCUUGCUUAAAGACUUCCAUGACACAUAAGGCGGAAGGAGGUGGUGAGGUGCAGGGGUGAGAGCAGCAAGCAAAGUGACAGUGGCUGCCUCGAGAGAAAUGAGCACUGCCUGUGGGAGAACCCGGCCAAGGACAAAACCAUCCCCUCCCCUUGCAAAACAGACACGUGCAAACGCCCCAUCUUACUCCCUUUCUGUUUUUUAUCUUUCCGCUUUUCAUUUCUGCCAGGCUAGAGGCUGGAGUUCAGAUUGGCAGCGUUCAUGGGAUGUUUCCUCCUACCCCAGAUGGCUUUUGAGAGAGGGAAUUUUUCUGAAUGGCUGUUAAUAGUAUUAGAUCAUUACAAUUUAUGUAAUUUUCAACGGUUGUACAAUUAUACAAACAAACCCUAGAAUAACACACAACCUUUUUUAAAAAUAAAUUGGCAGUGGAGUGUUUUUCCUUAAUAA
Messenger RNA from Mauremys reevesii (Reeves's turtle), 2147 nucleotides. It is a transcript of the gene ARIH2, whose product is annotated as ariadne RBR E3 ubiquitin protein ligase 2. Gene Ontology annotation, biological process: ubiquitin-dependent protein catabolic process; positive regulation of proteasomal ubiquitin-dependent protein catabolic process; protein polyubiquitination. Gene Ontology annotation, cellular component: cytoplasm; ubiquitin ligase complex. Bases 259 to 1731 code for a protein of 490 amino acids. The transcript has 16 exons. Gene Ontology annotation, molecular function: ubiquitin conjugating enzyme binding; zinc ion binding; ubiquitin protein ligase activity. NCBI's taxonomy places the organism in Eukaryota, Metazoa, Chordata, Testudines, Geoemydidae. The record is from RefSeq and is a predicted model, not a curated record.